Molecule: messenger RNA, 830 nt
Organism: Mya arenaria
Lineage: Eukaryota; Metazoa; Mollusca; Bivalvia; Myida; Myidae
Product: acanthoscurrin-2-like
Exons: 5
Coding region: 34-729 (231 amino acids)
Source: RefSeq, a predicted model, not a curated record
CAUUGAGUGGGGCCGUACACCGACGACGUCACGAUGAAGUUUCUUAUCACCGCAAUCCUGGGCCUGGCAAUCGCCGCAUUCGUAAGCGAGGCGACUCCUGGAUAUUAUGGACGCAGCUAUGGAAUAGGCGGUUACAUGGGCGGGGGCGGUUACGGUGGUGGAAUGGGCUCCGGCGGCUAUGGAGGUUUCAUGGGCGGGGGCGGUUACGGUGGCGGAAUGGGCUCCGGCGGCUAUGGAGGUGGCAUGGGCGGGAUUGGCGGUUACGGUGGCGGAAUCGGUUCCGGCGGCUAUGGAGGUUACAUGAGAGGCAUUGGCGGAGGCGGCUACGGUGGCGGAGGCUACGGUGGCUAUGGAGGUGGUGGUUAUGGAGGCGGAUAUGGAAGUGGUAUUGGAAUGGGUGGUUACGGAGGCGGUGGAUAUGGUGGCGGAGGCUACGGUGGCUAUGGAGGUUACAUGGGCGGGAUUGGCGGUUACGGUGGCGGAGGCUACGGUGGCUCUGGAGGUGGUGGUUAUGGAGGCGGAUAUGGAAGUGGUUUUGGAAUGGGAGGUUACGGAGGCGGUGGAUAUGGUGGCGGUGGAUAUGGCGGCGGUGGAUAUGGUGGAUUUCGUACGGGAGCUUACUGCAAAUGCCGAAAGAGGUGCAGCUGGAAACAGAAGUUUGUUGGUCGUUGCCCAUGGUGCAAGAAGGGCUGUAAACUUGUGCUCUGCUGCAGAAGGAGGUGGCACUAAGCUCCUAGCGACAAGACCGGAUUGUUUCAAGGACAACGACUUGAUUUUCUUUUGUAAAUAUGUUGAAGUCAAAUAUUAGUAAUAAAGCAUCGAAUUCGCAA